Penicillium maclennaniae is the source of this 432-nucleotide messenger RNA. RefSeq names its product Rho-GDP dissociation inhibitor. The transcript is spliced from 3 exons. NCBI's taxonomy places the organism in Eukaryota, Fungi, Ascomycota, Eurotiomycetes, Eurotiales, Aspergillaceae. The record is from RefSeq and is a predicted model, not a curated record. Gene Ontology annotation, molecular function: protein binding; Rho GDP-dissociation inhibitor activity. The coding region runs from base 1 to 432 and encodes 143 amino acids. Gene Ontology annotation, biological process: Rho protein signal transduction. Gene Ontology annotation, cellular component: membrane; cytosol; cytoplasm.
AUGGCAGUCGACAAAAGGAACGUCGUCAUCUCAGCUAUCGUCCUUGAGAUUGAGGGGCGCGAAGAUAUCACUCUUGAUGUGUCUACUCCAGACUCGCGCAAGAAGCUAUCAGAACACCCCAUCAAGAUCAAGGAGGGUGCCAUCUACCAAAUGAAAAUUGUCUUUAGAGUGCGAUUCGAUGUUAUCACUGGCCUGAAAUAUCUGGAGGAAAAGAAGCGUCGGGGUGUGUUGAUCGAAAAAAGCGACACUUUGAUGGGCUCUUACGCACCUGUCUUAGAAGGCCAGCCCGACUUUGAAGUGACAUUUGGUGGUGAAGAAGCUCCUUCUGGUAUGGGGGUUUUCGGAAGAUAUGAUGUGACUUCUUCAUUUGCGGACGGAAGAAACAACUAUCUUGACGUCCAGUGGGCUUACGAAGUCACAGAAGACUGGUAA